UCGCAUUUUUAUUUUCAUUUUAGAUUUCAAUGUUUCUUCUCCUCCUCAUGCUCUUCACUGUUAAAAGUAUCUUGAUGGAUAAAACAAAAGAUCCCCAGAAAGAUGCCUUGAAAACUACACAACGACAGGAUCCAAGUAGUAAUGAGACAGAGAAUAUUUCAGGGGAUGCCUAUUCUAAAUCUAACAUCACUAAGAUACAGGACCUUAAUCCUGUAAAUUGUGAGAAAACAACACUACCUCUGAAGGGGAAAUUUGAAUGGCAAUGCUCUGAAACCCCUGCUCUUGGCGAACACUGCAGGUUAUCUUGUAAAGGAGACGACAUCCUAAGCAAGGAGUUUAAAACAAUCUGCACUCCUGCAGGCUGGAAACCGAAUCCUCAAGAAAUGAAAGAGAGAACAUGUGUGGAAAAUAUAUGUCCCAGACUAGAAAAUGAAACUGUCCUUUAUGGUAAAUGGGCCUGCUCCCACCCUACUGAGGAUUGUGCGGAAAGGAGGAUAGGAAGUGUGUGCACAUUAACCUGUGAUCCUGGUUUACAUGCUUCUAAAGGAAAGUAUCGUGUGUGUACAAGAGGUGGAUGGAUUCCUCAAUCCUCAGAUCUAAUUUGCUUUAAAUGUCCUGCCCCGGAAAAUCCUUUAAAUGGUUACUGGAAAUGCGGGUAUAGGGAUAAAAGUGAAAUUUGCUUGCUGGAAUGUAAUAAAGGUUACAGAUUAUCUGGACCUCAGAUGGUUGUGUGCAAUGAAGGAAGUUUUGAAACAAACUCUUCAUCAUGUGUAAAAACUGAUCAAGUUGCAGAGGAUAGUGUCCCAACUAACUCAGGUUUCCUUGCACUGAAGAAGAUGAUAAAAGAUGUCAAAGAAGAUUUUGAAUGCACUCCAUUAAAUCCUCCAGAGAAUGGGCAAUGGGUUUGUCAUUCUGACUUGUCAUGUGCACUCUUAUGCAACAAUGGAUUUGGUAUAUCUAGACCUGUAUUAGCUAGAUGUAUUCUUGGACAAUGGUGCUCUAAUACACUUGGAAUUGCAUGUCAACCUGAGAAAGGAGUUUAUCAAGAAAUUCUUCAGAUUAAUGAGUUCAGAAAUAGUUCCAACUUUAAUGACAUGCCAUGUGAGGAUGAGGAAGAGGGACUCAAAAUGAUUUCAGAACUCAAUGCAACUCCAAACCCAGGGUCACAGAAAGAUGACAUUUUGAAACAAGUAAAUUUUGGAAAAAUUGACAAAGUGGAAUUGGAUGUUGACAAAAUUAUUUUGGAAAAAAAGGAUAUGGAGAUUAACAGACUAAAUUAUCCCACUAUUUACGAAAAUGCAGCACAAGAGCAUAUAGAGGCAAAGUCGACCACUCCAAAAGAAGAGGAGUCCAAGACAACCACUUUAAAAAAUGACAUGCUACCAAAAACAGGGGAGUCAAAAACUACCACACCAAAAGAAGAGGAGUCCGAGACAACCAUGUUAAAAAAUGAAAUGUUACCAAAAACAGGGGAGUCAAAAACUACCACACCAAAAGAAGAGGAGACCAAGACAACCACGUUAAAAAAUGAAAUGUUACCAAAAACAGGGGAGUCAAAAACUACCACACCAAAAGAUGAGGAGUCAAAAACAACCACACUUAAAAAUGAUAUGCUACCAAGUACCACACCAAAAGAUAGAGAAUCAAAAAGUACCACAUCUAAAGAACCCACACUUUCUCAGAAUGGGGAGUUAACCUCAACUACACUUAAUGAUGACACUGUAACUAAACCAGAAGAUUUGAAGACUACAAUGAAUGAAAAACCAAAGAUUGAUGGUUUACAGAAACCAGAAGAAGGUUCAUCAAAAAUUUGGGAAGAAACUACAUUUGAAACCUUAGUGAAGUACAACCCUCUUGGAUAUGUUAGUGAUAACUCUACUAUGUUUAAUGACACAGGAGAUUCGCUAGAAUUCAGAAGCUAUUAUUAUGAAGAUGACUUGGUAAAUAUGGCAGAACAAGAAAAUUCAACAAGAGUGCCUGAUGACGUUGAUGAUGAAAAUCCAUCUAAAAAUGGAACACCAAAUGUUAAAACCCUUUCCCCAAAAAAAAACUUAACCGGACCUAUCAAAGAAGAAGAAAAGAAAAUUUUUUUUGAACUUGAAAAUUCCACUGAUUCUACUGAUCAAGAUGGGGACAAGCAGUUUGAAUUAGAAUCGGAGAAUAGUGAUCAACCAAAUGAAUUAUCAAAAAGUGUUGACAUUGAAAAUUCCACUGAUUCUUCUUUUGGUCAAGAUGGGGACAAGCAAUCGGAAUUAGAAUCAGAGAAUAGUGAUCAACCAAUUAAAUUGUCGAAAAGUGUUGACACUGAAAAUUCCACUGAUUCUACUGAUCAAGAUGGGGACAAGAAGUUUGAAUUAGAAUUGGAGAAUAGUGAUCAACCAAAUGAAUUAUCAAAAAGUAUUGAAUCUAAAAAUUCUACUGAUUCUUCUGGUCAAGAUGGGGACAAGCAAUCAGAAUUAGAAUCAGAGAAAAGUGAUCAUCCAAAUGAAUUAUCAAAAAGUGUUGACACUGAAAAUUCUACUGAUUCUUUAUCUAAUAAAAGUGGGGACAAGCAGUUUGAAUUAGAAUUGGAGAAUAGUGAUAAACCAAAUGAAUUGUCAAAAAGUGUUGACAUUGAAAAUUCCACUGAUUCUUCUUCUGGUCAAGAUGGGGACAAGCAAUUGGAAUUAGAAUCAGAGAAUAGUGAUCAACCAAUUAAAUUGUCGAAAAGUGUUGACACUGAAAAUUAUACUGAUUCUUCUGAUCAAGAUGGGAAAAAGCAGUUGGAAUUAGAAUUGGAGAAUAGUGAUCAACCAAAUGAAUUAUCAAAAAGUGUUGACACUGAAAAUUCCACUGAUUCUUCAUCUGAUAAAAGUGGGGACAAGCAGUUGGAAUUAGAAUUGGAGAAUAGCGAUCAUCCAAAUGAAUUGUCAAAAAGUAUUGAGUCUAAAAAUUCUAAUAAUUCUUCUGCUCAAGAUGGGGAAAAGCAGUUGGAAUUAGAAUUGGAGAAUAGCGAUCAACCAAAUGAAUUGUCAAAAAGUAUUGAAUCUGAAAAUUCUACUGAUUCUUCUGAUCAAAAUGGGGAAAAGAAGUUGGAAUUAGAAUUGGAGAAAAGUGAUCAACCAAAUGAAUUGUCAGAAAGUGUUGACACUGAAAAUUCUACUAAUUUUGAUGUGCAAGACAAACAAUUAGAAUUAGAACUUGAUAAUAAAAAUGAUUUAAAAGAGACUCAUGAUUCAAAAAGCAUUGAAUUCAAACCAAGCAAUAGUUCCGAGGAAAUUGAGCUAGAAGCAGCUUUGGAGAACAGCAGUAGCAGCAAUAAUGUAACAAAUUCAACUCUGGCAGAGGAUAAAGAACUAACGUUUAGGAGUGAUGAGUUGGAAUUAGAGAUUAUUAAGGAACAGGCUAAAAAGUUAAAUAACAGUAUUGACACUUCUGUAGAAUUAUCAACCACCAACAGGAGCAAUGAAAACCUUACACUUGAGUCAGAUUUGACGUCAGAAAACAUCAAAGGAGCACAAAAGGAGUCUCUGAAUAAAAACUCAACAAAUGUUUUGAAUGAAAAAGAAAUUGAAUUUGAGUUUAUGCAUAGCCCUACUGAAAAAGCUAAUAUUAGUAGUAACAUUAAUGUUUCUCAAAAUGUGCAAAAAAUAAACAGUUCAAUUGCAGUAUUAGAAUUAGAACCAACUGUACAAAAUGGCGAUGCAUUGAAUAACGACUUGCAAAAGAAUGUGUCCCAGACAGCAGAACUAGAAUUUAACUUUGGAAAUGAUUCAGGAAAUGAAACUGUAAAAGAUGUUCGGAUAGAAACCACUGACUUUAUACCUGAAGAUAUAAAAGAUGUUCUGGAAACAGAGAUAGAAACUGUUUUAAAGAAUGACAGCAGUCAGAAUAAAUCAAACAAUAGCACAAAUUUAGAGUUAGAAUUUGAUGAGUCUUCUGGCAAAACCAAAGAAACCAAUUUAGAAGUAAAAACCUAUGAAUCUAGUGGGGUAAAUGGAGACAAAAAUAUCAAACUUGAAUCAACUUUAGAGAAAGGAAACAGUAUUAAUUCAGAGUCCGUUGCAACCUCUCAAGUAUUAGAAUUUGAUUUGUCUCAUGGCUCUCCUACAACCAAAAUAACUGAAAAUGGGACAAUCACAAGAUCAUAUCAACUCAAGGAUGAAACGACGUUUGAGUCGAUUUCAGAAGAUUUAAAAAGUAAAGAAUCGAAUAAAAACCCUAAGAAUAUUGUACGAACAAUAAAACUUAUUACAACUUUGUCUAAUGAUGGAAAAAAAUUAAGUAUCAAUGAUACGAUUACCCCCUCUCGCCUAAAUCAAGGAAAGUAUGAAUCUAUUGAAAUGGAGUUUGAAAAUCUGAAAGGAAAAGAUGGGGCAGUCAAGGUGAUUCAUGAAGUUGUGCAUACCAACUCCUCGGGUACAUUUACAGUCAAUGUAUCUGAUGUUAAUAUACUUGUAAAUCCAUCUCAAUUGGAAACCUAUGAAAGAAUACUGAACAACACAUAUACAGAAUCUCUAGCUGCAGAAGGGAACACAAAUAACAACACCCUAGGAAUCAUCCAACAAGCUUGCCUUGGACAAAUCACUGAAAGAAGUAGUCAGCAAUUUAACUGUUGGCCCCCUUACCUUCCCCACAGUAAGUGCUCUCUGAAAUGCCCUGUCCAUUAUUCAUCAAGUAUGUCCGAGUUCUAUUGUGAUGAAAAUAGUAUAAUGGUUUAUGAAAAAGAUGAACCUCAACUGUCAUGCAAAGAAUGUGAUGUGAAAGCUGAGAAAGAGAACGGAAUGUGCGUGUGUAAAACUGGGUAUGCAGGAGAUGGGUUUACGUGUGGAAAAGACUCCGAUCUUGAUAACUACCCCGAUAAGACGCUAGAAAACUGUGUAGGGCCAUACUGUAAAAAGGACAACUGUAAAAACAUUGUGAACCCGGAUCAAUUAGACAGUGAUGGAGAUGGUACGGGAAACUUCUGUGAUGAUGAUGAGGAUAAUGACGGAAUCUAUGAUAAAGUUCAGGGAGAGUCCAUUUGUCCUGAAGCUACAAAAAAUUUGAUUCUCACAAGAAUAGAGAUGGCAUUUAACCAAAAUGAUCUGCUCGACGAGGGGUCUGCUAUGAAAUUGAAGAAAGAGCAGAUAAUUUGCUUCACUAAUUUGGAGUCCCCGGAUAAUUGUCCCAAAGUAUCCAACCCAAACCAGGAAGAUCAGGACCAAGAUCUGGUCGGAGAUGCUUGUGACAACUGUCCAACUAAAUUCAAUCCUUUUCAAAAAGACUCUGAUGAUGAUGGGAAGGGGGAUAAAUGUGAUGAAGAUUAUGAUAAUGAUGGAAUCCUGAAUAAACCUGAUAACUGUCCCUUUGAUCCUAAUCCUGAGCAGAAAGACGAAGAUGGUGAUGGAGUUGGAGAUAUUUGCGAUAAUUGCGUCAAGUUUAGUAACAAAAACCAAACUGAUAUUAAUCAAAACGAUAUUGGUGAUGAAUGUGAGACUGGAGAUGAUGAAGAUGGGGAUGGGAUAUUUAAAGAAGACAACUGUCUGAGUAUUGCAAAUGUGAAUCAAUUAGAUAGUGAUAAAGACGGUUUAGGAGAUGCCUGCGAUCCUGAUAAAGAUGGUGAUGGUAUAAUAAAUGAGGAAGAUAAUUGUCCAUUAGUUCCAAACCCAGAACAGACUCCAUCCUUGAAUGACCCAAGUGUAGGAGAUGUCUGCUAUAGAGACAGAGAUGGAGAUGGAACUCCGGACUACUUAGACGUCUGCCCUUUUAAUCCAGAAAUUGAAAAGGUGGACUUCUAUAAAAAGUCAAUGAAGAAAAUCAAUUUAUGCCUUGCUUCAGAGGCGGCAGGGUUCUCGGGACUUCUUGUCUGUCAGAAGCCGAAUCCUGAAUGGGAAGACAGAAAAAAUGGAACAGAGCUUUACCAAGCAUUAAACAGUAGGCCCUCGCUUGCUGUGAUAAAAGAUCUAGUUUUUGAAGAUGUUGAAUACAAUGGAACAUAUUAUGUUCAGGAUAAAUCAGAUAAUGAUUGGUUAGGGGUUGUUUUUGGAUUUCGGAAUGUCUUUAGCUUCUAUGUUGUCAUAUCCAACAAACACAAGAAAGCAGCCGGACAGAAAACCAAUGCAAUGUGGUGGACGAUUAAAAAAAUUCAAGUGAAGGACUCGGAAAAUGCGACUAAAGCCUUUCAACUAUUAAUGGGAUCUCUAAAAAAGCAGAAAUCUCGUAAAGGGGUUUCAAAGAACCUUUGGGAGGAUCCUGAGAAACAACAGUGGAAAACAAGGAAAUCCAUGCAAUGGACUAUAAAACAUAUACCUUCAAAGGGUCUAAUACGAUUAAAAAUGUUUGAGAAUGGAGUCAAAGUGCUAGAUUCUGGUGAUGUUUUGGACCCAGAACCUAUUCUUGGAGGACAACUUGGACUCUAUGUCAGCAGUCAAAAAGAUGUGUUGUUUGCUAAAUUAAAAUACGCCUGUCUUGACAGUCCAAAAAGUUCUAAAAACGAGGAAAUAACAGAACUGAAAAGUAAACCUGGAUUUAUUAUGAAAAUGGAACCUAAAACUGAUGAAAAUCAGCUGGAUAAAGAAACUAAAAAUAUGAUUGCUGAUGAAGAAGAUGAAGAAGAAGAACAUGAAGAAGAUGAAGAAGAUGAAGAAGAUGAAGAAGAAGAUUACAAAAUGGAAACGGACACUGAUGAAAGUUAUUCCAUUGCACUUGGGGGUAAAAAUAUCAAGAGGGAAGAAGAUGAGGUCAAGCAGAAAAGUAACAAACGAGACUCUAAUUCAGAAAUGAAUAGAAUCAAACGUGAAACCGGGACAUCUUCAGUAGAAUUCAACUCCUUGUUGGUAGAUGUUGAUGGCAACUAUUCAGUCAACCUAAAUUUAACAAAUCCUAGAAAAGAACUCCACGCAAACAAAUUUCACAAAAAAUUUAAGCCUGACCCUCAAGCUUUAAGACGUCACUUUAGACAGUUAUUUGUGAAAAAGAAAUCAAACUCAAAAUAACUGACACAGAAAUAGAAUAUAAUUUUGAAAAAAUAAACAAAAUAAAAAAG
Molecule: messenger RNA, 7006 nt
Organism: Eurytemora carolleeae
Lineage: Eukaryota; Metazoa; Arthropoda; Copepoda; Calanoida; Temoridae
Product: extracellular matrix-binding protein ebh
Exons: 44
Coding region: 30-6956 (2308 amino acids)
Biological process (GO): cell adhesion
Cellular component (GO): extracellular region
Molecular function (GO): calcium ion binding
Source: RefSeq, a predicted model, not a curated record